This is a messenger RNA of Miniopterus natalensis, 2699 nucleotides long. It is a transcript of the gene ZNF3, whose product is annotated as zinc finger protein 3. Gene Ontology annotation, cellular component: nucleoplasm. Gene Ontology annotation, molecular function: DNA-binding transcription repressor activity, RNA polymerase II-specific; RNA polymerase II cis-regulatory region sequence-specific DNA binding. The record is from RefSeq and is a predicted model, not a curated record. Gene Ontology annotation, biological process: regulation of immune system process; regulation of cytokine production; negative regulation of transcription by RNA polymerase II. NCBI's taxonomy places the organism in Eukaryota, Metazoa, Chordata, Mammalia, Chiroptera, Miniopteridae.
UGGGUCUGUGACAGUGUCCAGCGGGGCCCGGUCCGUGUCCAGUCCCCCCAAGUCUUCCGUCCCUGGCCCCAGAGGGAGUCCGGCUGCCCUCGGGGCUCGCGUAUUGGCAUCAACUAAAGUCAGAAUUCCCAGGAACUUAAACAGAGGCUUGCAGUAAUUACUGCUCUGGCUUUCUAGAGAUAACCCCAAAGAAGCCUGCAAAUAGGAGACCAGAGACAGGAGCUUCUGGCCUUACCCAUGGAAACUCAGGCUGAUCAUGCAUCUCAGGAACCUCAGGCCCUGCUUGAGAGUGCUCUUCCUUCCUCCAAAGUUCCUGCAUUUUCCAACAAGGACAGUCUGGGGGAUGAGAUGUUGGCAGCUGCACUCCUAAAGGCCAAGUCCCAGGAAUUGGUGACAUUUGAGGAUGUAGCUGUGUACUUUAUCCGGAAGGAGUGGAAGCGUUUGGAGCCUGCUCAGAGGGAUCUCUAUAGAGAUGUGAUGCUGGAAAAUUAUGGGAAUGUGUUCUCACUGGAUGGUGAGACCAGAACUGAGCAUGAUCAAGAAAUUUCUGAAGAUACAGGAUCACAUGGGAUGCUCUUGGGAAGAUUCCAAAAGGAUAUUUCUCAGGGUCUUAAGUUUGAAAACGCCUAUGAAAAAGAAGUCAGUCUAAAGAAGCAGCUGGGGGACUCUUCUGGAGAAAGACUGCAUAGGAAGAUACAAGAUUUUGGUCAAGUGACAGUUGAGGAAAAGCUAACCCCUAUGGGAGAGAGAAGUGAGAAAUACAAUGAUUUUGGGAACAGCUUCACUGUGAGUUCCAACCUUAUUUCACAUCAGAGACUUCCUGUAGGAGACAGACCCCAUAAAUGUGAUGAAUGUAGCAAGAGCUUUAAUCGAACUUCAGACCUUAUUCAACAUCAGAGAAUCCACACUGGGGAAAAGCCCUAUGAAUGUAGUGAAUGUGGGAAGGCUUUCAGCCAGAGCUCACAUCUGAUACAGCAUCAGAGAAUCCACACUGGAGAGAAACCUUAUGAAUGUAAUGAUUGUGGGAAGACCUUCAGUUGUAGCUCUGCUCUCAUUCUACAUCGAAGGAUCCACACUGGAGAGAAACCUUAUGAAUGUAACGAGUGUGGGAAAACCUUUAGCUGGAGCUCCACCCUUACUCAUCAUCAGAGAAUCCACACUGGAGAGAAACCGUAUGCUUGUAACGAAUGUGGGAAAGCCUUCAGUAGGAGCUCCACCCUCAUUCAUCACCAGAGAAUCCACACUGGAGAGAAGCCCUAUGAAUGUAAUGAGUGUGGGAAGGCUUUCAGCCAGAGCUCACACCUCUAUCAGCACCAGAGAAUCCACACUGGAGAGAAGCCCUAUGAAUGUAUGGAAUGUGGAGGAAAGUUUACGUAUAGUUCAGGCCUUAUUCAGCAUCAAAGAAUCCACACAGGGGAGAAUCCCUAUGAAUGUAGUGAGUGUGGGAAAGCCUUUAGGUAUAGCUCAGCUCUUGUUCGUCAUCAAAGAAUUCACACUGGAGAGAAGCCUUUGAACGUAAUGGGAAUGAGCAAAAGUUCUCUCAGAGUUACUGCUGAAUUAAAUAUGAGAGAGUCUACAUGAAAGAGAGCUACACACCUGUUUUUCUCACUUCCUCUUGAGUCUAAAGAGCUCCUGCCUUACUAUAAAAGUAUGAACAACUUAGUGUGUGUCCCAACACAAAACUUUCACUUUAGAGACUGGGGCAAAUUGGGCAAAUCAUCCUGGCACAGUGAUUAGCAAACUAGUCAGUUUCCCCAGGAACAAUACCAGCCUUGAAAAAUUAGGAGGCAAGCAGCAGAUGAAGUGCUGGGAACAGAGAGAAGCUCAAUCACCUUCCACUAUGGACGGGAGUUUGCACUAGACCAUAUUUCUAACACCAAGGGAGCCUUUCUUACCAAGGUGGGGAUGGAAGCACAAUAGGAAUAAAAUUGUAAGGAUUCCUCUAGUUGGAGUCAGUAUAGUCAGCACAGAAGGCAAUGGAAAGCAUGUUCUGAGUCCUGUUACUUGCUAACAAAGGGAAAAGGAGGCUGUAUUUGGAAGCCACUUCCUAAUCCAGCUUUAAGUUUUGAUAAGGAAAUAGCAGUGCUGAGGGAUCUGUUAUUUGAUUGGGGGUGAGGAGGGGCAAAAGAGGUUUCCAUUGGUAACUAUCCUUUAUGGCUUUUGGAGCAGCAAGACCAAGUUUCCGAGAGCAGUCUGGCAAUUUUGGAGAAUCCCUGGUCGUUCCAUGUUGUGAUAGGACUAAUUGGGAAAUGCAUCUAAUCAGUGAGUCUAGCAUGACUGAGGAAGUGGAUCAAAAGCAUUUAGCAUUGGCCUCUGUUUUCUUUCCUCUUCUCUCCCUCUUCCUCUCAUCUCAUCACUCCUGUGAUACAAAAUGAUUUAAUUCAAACCCCCAGUGACUAAGGAUGCUUUCAAGGAGCUCAUUCAGCCAGCUUGCCCUGCCCUCUGUCACCUAUGACCUGUGACAUCUGGCCCCAGCAGCCACACCUCUCCUGACCCCACUUCUGACUUCAACAGCAGAGUAUGAAUGCAAACAGCAAAGCCCAGAGAAUGAAGGCUCUGGUCUGAGCCUGGCGGCAGGGCUCCUUGCUGGGUUAGGAUGGAGUUUUCCCAGCUGAAGGGAUGACCUUUCAUGUUUUCCCAAUCCUGCUCAUCCUGUAGCAUAAAUGAAGUGCACUAUUAAACAGAAUAGUUUUUCAGAA